AUGUUCAUUGGAAACAGAAAGAUCGAAAAUGGCUCGACCUUCUUCAUCUACUUGUUUAUUCUUUCCAACUUAUUGAUCACCAUACAAUACACAACUGCACAGCCACAGGCUAAUUUUUUUUAUCAAAUUUGUUACGGUGAUAAUUACACUAGAGGCAGUACAUUUCAGACUAAUCUCAACCUUCUUUUUCCUUCAAGCAUCCAAAAUAAAUACUAUAACGCCACCAAUGGCCAAACCCCAGAUACUGUUUACGGGUCUUUACAGUGUAGAGGUGAUAUCCCACAAGAUGAGUGUCAAAGUUGUGUUGAUUUUGCUAUUCAAGAUUUCAACAAAACGGGUAGAUGUCCAAACUCUAAACAGGCGAUUAUUUGGUAUGAGAAAUGUAUGCUAAGGUAUUCUAAUGAAUAUUACUUCAAUUCUAUGCAAAAAACUCCAGCAGUUUUUAUGUGGAAUCGUAAUAAUGUUUCAAAUCCAGAUCAAUUUAACCCAGUUUUAAAUGAUUUAAUGGAUGAUUUAGCAAAACAAGCUGUGACUAGUUUUUCUACUUAUUUUGCUGCUGGAAGUAGACCUGUUGCUAAUUUUACAAAAGUAUAUGGAUUAGUAGAGUGUACUCCUGAUAUACCUUCAGAAAGUUGUAAUGCAUGUCUUGCCGGAGCUAUAUCUCACAUACCAAUUUGUUGUGAUGGGAAGCGAGGUGCAAAGGUUAUGAGACCUAGUUGUAGUAUUAGAUAUCAAGUAUAUCCUUUCUUUGAGUCUACGGUUACUCCUUCACCACCACCUCCUUUAUCUUCUCCUACACCGCCACCGUCAACGAAUGCACCUGUACCAAAUGCAAAUAAGAAUCACUCAUCGAAACUUACUAUCAGUAUAGUGGUUCCUUGGGUUGUCGCAGUACUUUUUGCCAUUGCCUUGGGGUUCUUCUGUUUCUGGAGAAAGAGAACACAGAUAAUGAAGUAUGUCUAUGUGGAUGAUGAGACUCAAGUUACAACACCAGAAUCUUUACAGUUCAACUUCAGUACGAUAAGUGCUGCAACAGACAAUUUCUCUGAAACUAAUAAACUCGGAGAAGGCGGAUUUGGCUCUGUUUAUAAGGGGACACUUCCAGAUGGGCGAGAAAUAGCGGUGAAGAGGCUAUCGAAAUAUUCUGGUCAAGGUGAUCAAGAGUUCAAGAAUGAAGUUACAUUAGUAGGUAAACUUCAACACAGAAAUCUUGUGAAGCUUGUUGGUUUUAGUCUAGCUGGUGAAGAAAAACUACUGAUUUAUGAAUUCAUGCCAAAUCGAAGCCUUGACCAGUUCUUAUUCGAUCCGAUUAAAUGCACACAACUGGAUUGGGAAAGCCGAUACAAGAUAAUAGCAGGGAUAGCAAGAGGACUUGUCUAUCUCCAUGAGGAGUCUCAACUUAAAAUCAUCCAUCGGGAUCUCAAAGCUAGCAAUAUAUUAUUAGACAUGGACACGAAUCCUAAAAUCUCAGAUUUCGGCAUGGCUAGGCUUUUUGUUCAUGACCAAACUCAAGAGCUUACAAGCAAAAUUGUUGGAACGUAUGGUUACAUGGCUCCAGAGUACAUGAGGCAUGGUCAUUUCUCAGUGAAAUCAGACGUUUUUAGUUUUGGUGUCCUAUUAUUAGAGAUACUCUCUGGACAAAAGAACAACAGAUCAGAUAAUGCUCAAGACCUUCUAAGCUAUGUAUGGAGACAUUGGAAUAACGGGUCUGCUAUAGAAAUAUUAGAUCCAACAUUCAAAGACACAUGUUCGAGAAACGUAGCAAUGAGAUGCGUCCAUGUUGCUUUAUUAUGUGUUCAAGAAGGUGUCUUAGAUAGACCAACAAUGCCCACAGUUGUCCAAAUGCUCAACAGCUACUCUGCGACCGAUCCCGGUUUACCUUUAGCACCUGCAUUUUUUGGUGAGACUACCGGAAAUAUGGAACCCUUGUCGAACUUACACUACAUCGAAGAACAAGGAAGCUGGAAGAACGAGUCAGUGACCAGUGAACUAGACCCUCGAUAAUUAUAUACCACUACAUUUUCAGAAUGCAUAGUCUAUUGGUUCUUUCUUUUCUUUUUUUGGCAUUACCUAAAUAUUUUUUCAUCAUUGAUUCAAGAAUUGGAAAUGCAAU
This is a messenger RNA of Papaver somniferum (opium poppy), 2113 nucleotides long. Its product is annotated as putative receptor-like protein kinase At4g00960. Bases 1 to 2004 code for a protein of 667 amino acids. Gene Ontology annotation, biological process: protein phosphorylation. The record is from RefSeq and is a predicted model, not a curated record. The transcript is spliced from 7 exons. Lineage: Eukaryota; Viridiplantae; Streptophyta; Magnoliopsida; Ranunculales; Papaveraceae. Gene Ontology annotation, molecular function: protein kinase activity; ATP binding.